This is a messenger RNA of Abrus precatorius (Indian licorice), 1108 nucleotides long. RefSeq names its product 60S ribosomal protein L18a. NCBI's taxonomy places the organism in Eukaryota, Viridiplantae, Streptophyta, Magnoliopsida, Fabales, Fabaceae. Gene Ontology annotation, molecular function: structural constituent of ribosome. Gene Ontology annotation, biological process: translation. Gene Ontology annotation, cellular component: cytosolic large ribosomal subunit; ribosome. The coding region runs from base 33 to 926 and encodes 297 amino acids. The record is from RefSeq and is a predicted model, not a curated record. The transcript has 6 exons.
GAAUGAUGAUCGAGAAUUGAGGAAGUAGGAACAUGAUUUCCGAGGUUUCUCCGAUGAGUGAGGAGGGGAAGAACAGAGGAAUUGUCACCGAUAACCCUUAUUAUGGCACAUUUCAAGGCGUCGCUAACUACUAUCCUCCUCACAACCAUUCUGCUUCCUCCGGUGCCCCUUCUUACGGUUAUCAUCAAGGACAAGGAUACCACGUUGUUCCAGUUUAUGCUGUUGGUGAAGGAAGGCCUGUAAGAGAGCGUCGUCUUCCUUGUUGUGGACUUGGUUUAGGUUGGCUCUUGUUUAUAAUUGGUUUCAUUCUUGGUGGCAUUCCCUGGUACAUUGGAACCUUCAUUCUAAUGUGUGUACAUAUGGAUUACCGAGAAAAGCCUGGAUUAAUUGCGUGCGCAGUUGCUUACCACCAAUACCAAGUUGUUGGGAGGGCUCUCCCUACGGAAGCAGAUGAACACCCGAAGAUUUAUCGCAUGAAGCUAUGGGCCACCAACGAGGUUCGCGCCAAGUCCAAGUUCUGGUAUUUUCUGAGGAAGCUGAAGAAGGUUAAGAAGAGUAAUGGUCAAGUCCUUGCUAUCAAUGAGAUUUUUGAGAAGAACCCAACCAAGAUUAAGAAUUAUGGCAUCUGGUUGAGGUAUCAGAGUAGGACAGGCUAUCACAACAUGUACAAGGAGUACCGUGAUACCACACUAAAUGGUGCAGUUGAGCAGAUGUACAAUGAGAUGGCUUCUCGUCACAGGGUCCGGUACCCUUGCAUCCAAAUUAUCAAGACUGCCACCGUCCCAGCCAAGCUUUGCAAAAGGGAAAGCACCAAACAAUUCCACAACUCGAAAAUCAAGUUUCCAUUGGUGUUCAAGAAAGUUAGGCCACCUUCAAGGAAGUUGAAGACCACAUAUAAGGCGAAAAAGCCCAACUUGUUUAUGUAAUGUGGUUGAUUCAUGUGUUACAAAUAUUUAAGGGUGUCUCUAUCAGAUGUUUUUGGUGGAAACAUUCCCGUUGGUUUUUCUUGCCAGAUUUUGUUUGAGGAUUUAGACUAUCGUUUUUGGGUUAAUCUUUAUGUUUCUGUUGGAUAUUAUCUUGGUCAAUUUGAUAAUUGAGUAGAAUUAAA